Messenger RNA from Polyodon spathula (Mississippi paddlefish), 3762 nucleotides. Its product is annotated as calcium/calmodulin-dependent protein kinase type 1D-like. Gene Ontology annotation, molecular function: ATP binding; calcium/calmodulin-dependent protein kinase activity; calmodulin binding. Gene Ontology annotation, biological process: peptidyl-serine phosphorylation. The transcript is spliced from 11 exons. The record is from RefSeq and is a predicted model, not a curated record. NCBI's taxonomy places the organism in Eukaryota, Metazoa, Chordata, Actinopteri, Acipenseriformes, Polyodontidae. Gene Ontology annotation, cellular component: intracellular anatomical structure. The coding region runs from base 543 to 1739 and encodes 398 amino acids.
CACACACACAGUACCUGACAGAGUGAGCACUAAGCAGCAUCUUACUUGUUUUCUAUUACAUUGCCAUAACAACCGAUUGCACAACCAGCAUGGUACAAGAAAUAUACUUCCUCGGAGUAAGCAACCUGACCAAAGACUGAUGCUAAGCAUCUGCGUAUUAUGAAAAACGCUAGCUGAUAACAAGAGUGAUUUAAGAUACAUAAAUAACUCCCCGCACAGUAGCAUUGGCUGCACGACAGAAGAACCUAACAGGUGCAGACACUUCAAAAGAAGACAAAAACCCACAGCGUCCCGAACUGGUCUGUGCAGUUCUGCACAACUGCACAACUGGUCAGCAUCGAGGCGCGUCAUAUGCUAUAGAAGUAGAGCAUAAAAAGGAAAGAACAGGAAAAAAAAGAACGAAGGGCGGUGACAUAUCGAAAGGGAAAAUAAAAUAAAUCGCAGCUGUCAUCAAUUGGGUUAGUGUGAGCAGGAAGUCUCACAGCAGAAAGAGCUCGUGGAAGUAAAAUCGGAGCAGUCACAACAUUUCUUAAUCCUUUGCAAUGGCUCGGGAAAACGGAGAGACCAGUAACGUGUCAUGGAAAAAACACGUUGAUGAAAUCAAGAAGGUAUUUGAAUUCAAAGAAACCCUUGGAACUGGAGCAUUUUCAGAAGUUGUGCUGGCUGAGGAGAAGUCCACUGGGAAAAUGUUUGCCGUCAAGUGUAUCCCAAAGAAAGCACUGAAGGGCAAGGAAAGCAGCAUAGAGAACGAGAUUGCUGUUCUCAGAAAAAUCAAGCAUGAAAAUAUUGUUGCUUUAGAAGAUAUUUAUGAGAGCCCAAAUCACCUGUACCUCAUCAUGCAGCUGGUCUCAGGGGGCGAGCUGUUUGACCGAAUAGUGGAGAAAGGAUUUUACACAGAGAAGGAUGCCAGUACCCUGAUACGGCAGGUUUUGGAUGCUGUCAAUUAUCUACACAAAAUGAGCAUAGUCCAUAGAGACCUCAAGCCAGAAAACCUGUUGUACUUUAACCCUGCUGAUGAGUCCAAGAUUAUGAUUAGUGACUUUGGUUUAUCUAAAAUGGAAGGAACUGGAGAUGUCAUGUCAACAGCAUGUGGGACUCCAGGUUAUGUAGCUCCAGAAGUCUUGGCACAGAAACCCUACAGCAAAGCAGUAGAUUGUUGGUCCAUUGGAGUUAUUGCUUAUAUUCUUUUAUGUGGCUACCCCCCGUUCUAUGAUGAGAAUGACUCCAAGCUUUUUGAACAGAUUCUGAAGGCAGAGUAUGAGUUUGAUGCUCCGUACUGGGAUGACAUUUCAGAUUCUGCUAAAGAUUUUAUUAGCAGGUUGAUGGAGAAGGAUCCCAAUAAAAGGUAUACUUGUGAUCAGGCUCUACGACAUCCCUGGAUUGCUGGCGAUACAGCCCUCAGCAAGAAUAUCCACGAGUCUGUCAGUGCACAAAUUAGAAAGAAUUUUGCAAAAAGUAAAUGGAGGCAAGCCUUUAAUGCCACAGCAGUUAUCAGGCACAUGAGACGAUUGCACCUGGGCAGCAGCAUGGAGGGCUCUCACCACCAACACGCACAGACCAGCCCGCACCUAAACAGCCCCCCAACAGCCCCAACAGCUCAUAAAGAUUGUAUAUCCCCCUCCACUGCUUGUAGUCUAGCGUGUGCAGCCUCAUCCCCCUCCCCUGCCCUGUCUCCAGUAGGAGCCGAGCGGAAACCCAGACCCACCACAAUGACCACAGUGCAUACCGGAAGCAAGUGACCCACUCACCCUGCAGGGAACCAGAGGGGAAGUGACAUCACUGUGAGAUGUAUCCCGCCAUUCUCCUAAUGAUUUCACCCUGCCAUGUGCACUAAAGCCUGGAAGGACUGGAAGAGAGGAAGACUUUUUAUGGCCAUGUUUUAUACUGUAACUAUAAAUGAAUUUCAUGUAUCAUAGAACUUGCAUUGAACUCCAGUGUAUCCAAAUGGAUUUUUUCAGUAUCCGGUUCUGUGCAUAUCCAUUUUGAAACGUUCUGGUUUAAUAAGGGACAUUAGGCUUUCUCGGUGAUUUUGCAACAUGACUCCUGUGGCUUUGUACUGUUGUGUUUUUUUUUUUUUUUGUUUUGUUUUUUUGUUUUUUCUUCAUAAAUCAAAGUUAUAACUGGAAUGCCAAGUUCUGAAGUAUUCAUGUCCAAAGCUUUAUUCCUGGUUUUCCAAGCUUCCUAGAUCAUGACUUUGAGACAAAGAAAUGUUUUAGAAUUUAAGAAACUUCUGUGAAUUGCUUUUCAGUUGAUCAUUUUGGCAUGGAUUUUGAUGGCUUUCUGAGAAAAUAACACAUAGGUCAAUCAGUCAGACUUAGCCGUAAUUAGCAUUGGUUUGUAAGAAGACUGUAAAUUGAAAACAUCUUAAAUUACAGUAAUGGGGCUCUAGCUAUGCUUUAGUUGAUUUCUUAUAUAUAAAUCACUAUAACCAUUUCCUCCACAUAAUUAUACUAAUAGACACUUCAUUAAAAUCAGUAUGUGAAUAUAGAAACAAAUUAAGAUUUAACAUAGUAAACUUAGAAAAGCCUAAAUUAGAUGUUUUGCCAUCUUAACAAACCCCAGAACCUAUCAUUUAAAUAUGCUGUAACUGUGUCCCAUAUGCUAAAACAUACUAUUUCUGUUUGAAGAAGUAUCAGCUUUUUCCAAGGACAGACAGUUCUCAGGGAAACUAGUCAUUUGAAUCAGGUUCAUUAAAAUGAUCCUAUUAGAAAAGUGUAAAAACCUUGUAAAGGUUUACUGUGGUGUACAGUGAUAAAAGCAAAGGAAGGUAUAACAAGCAUUAUGUAUCACAGAUAAGUAUGGUAAAACAUGGCGAAAACCAUAGUUAGCCAUGAUAAAACAUAUUACAUGCAGACAGUAAUAUUAGUAUGGUAAAGGCAUGGCAAAAUGUAUGUUUUUCAUGCAAAUUUACCAAAUCUGCUGUUAUAUAUUUUUAUGUGCCAAAUACCUAACUUUGCUUAAAUUAAGGGCAUUGUAGCUCAUGAAACAAACAAACAAAAUCUGUAAAUCCAAGUCAGUCUUCACGUAUAAGAAAAUGUACUGUAUGAUUUAUUUCUCAUAUUAACAGAUUCCAUCUCAAAUUUGUUUGAAGUGUGAGUAGUUUUAAAGUUUUGAAUCUUUAGUCUUACUUACAUGAGUAGUGUCAGUCAGUUACUUAAUACUGCCUCUUACCAUUGGAUAACAUUCUGAUAACGAAGCCGGUAACAGUUUUUAAAAAUUACCAACAAAACAAAUAACAAUUGUGAUAAAGAUAAAAUGAAAUCAUUACAUACAGUAAUCAUAUUUUUAGUUGUUUGUAGCUUUUUAAAAAAUAAUUAAAUCUGUCCUUUUUUUUUUGUACAGUAAAUAUAAAGUUAUUUUAUUUGGAAGAUUAUUUUUGGUAGUUUGUUUCUGUUAGUUACCAGUUACUCCCAGAAUGCAGAUAAGUAGCAAAAAAAAGGCAAAAAAAGUAUUUUGUAUUCAAGCGACUACAGUGCUACUGCAGACAAGGGUUUGUAAUUAAAUACUGUAGGCAGGGACUUCCACAUCCAGGAUACCACUGGAAAGUUAGAAAUCACACAACAUCCUUUAAUGGGGUUUUUUUUUGUUGUUGUUGUUUUUGUUUAAUUUUAUUACAGUACAAUAUGCUGUUGGGAAUCUAGAACUUAAAAAAAGAAACAAGAAUUGGUAAACCAUAUCAUGUGUUAACAUCAGCCAUUAAACACUUAUGUGAUUUUUUUUAUUAUUGAGGGCACAGAAAAUAAAAACCAAAAAAAAAAAAAA